This is a messenger RNA of Dentiscutata erythropus, 976 nucleotides long. Lineage: Eukaryota; Fungi; Glomeromycota; Glomeromycetes; Diversisporales; Gigasporaceae. The record is from the annotation of a GenBank genome assembly.
AUGUCAUUGCAACAUUUAAGUAAUGAAACUUAUGAUGUUGACCUUUUUCAAGUUGCUUUUUUUGAUGAGUUUGUUGAACGCAAGCAUAUAAUACCACCAUCACCACCCAUUUUGUCAGAAGUAUAUGGUGCAACUGUUGGAGCUUUAGUGGCAAUGCUUAUACCAAUUGCAUUUGUCAAUUUUAUUACAUUAUUAGGAUUUGGAUCAAGUGGAAUAGUCGCAGGGUCUUUUGGAUCCUGGUUCAUGUCACUUUAUGGUGGCACGGUCAGAGCUCGUAGUAUCUCGGCAGCUGGAGCAAUAUUUGGAGUACAAAUUGCAAAACACUUUGAAAACGAAGACAACAAAUUGACAGAAACAAAACUAGUAUUAUUAAAUGAAUUUCUGGAAAUUGAAAGAAAUAAUUUAAUCAAUGGAUUAUCAAUUACUAUUAAUCAAAAGCUUUUAACCAAUAAGGAAUUUAUAGAUACAUUCCUACAAGUAUUUUCAAUUUGUAUUAUAUUUACUAGAUCAAAAAAUUAUCAAUUUUUGAUUGAUAAUAAAGAUUAUGAAUAUUUUCUUGGAAGAUAUCUAUCAGUAAUGUUGAUUAUAGGUUAUGAUCAAUCAAGAAUUACAAAGUUUCAAAAUGAGGAAAAAAUUGGCUUUAAUAUAGAUUUAUCAACCCAUGAAUUCAUACUUAGUGAAACAAAUAAUGAAACUGGUGAUUGGGAUAUGUUGGAAGCGUUAAUAGAAGAACAUAACAAACCUAAUAAUUUAUCACCUUUUGGAUUAAGCAAUUUUACGGAAAAUGAUACUGACGAAACUAUGGAAAGUAAUACUGAUGAAACUAUGGGAAAUAAUGCUGACAAAUUAGCUGAAAACAAUAACGAAGCAAUAUAUGAAGAGUUAGGGUUAUUAGUAUUAGGGUUCUUAAUUGGAUAUUAUUCGUAUGCAUUAGAAAUGUUUACUGAAGGUUACAAAUUAAAAGCAAUUAAAUUUG